AUGGACUUCUUCAAAUCAGUCUUCUCGGAGCCCUCCCCCUCCCCUUCCCCACCUACAACCCCCACCUCCCCAAACCCCUCUCCCGCCCCAUCUUGGGGAAUCGGAUCCUCCCUCCUCAAAACCAUAGCCUCAAAAUCCGAAUCCUUAAUCGACAACUACUACAAAGAUCUCCAGGAAUUCAGCUCCGGCAUCAAGAAAGAGACCUCCGUCAUCCGCCAAGCCGCCACCCGCGCCGUCCAAGACCUCCCCGCCCGCCUCGAGUCCGGCGCCGCCAUCGCCCAGGAGUCGCUCGAGGCCGUGGGUCAGGCGAUUGACAACGUGGGCUCCACAGUCUCCGACAUAAUCGGUAAGGAUUUGAACUUUGCCUCAAAUGAUAGUCAUUUGGAUCAGGGCGAUGAUGACAAUAGCGUAGGAAUUAGUGAUAGCCGUGAUGCGGAAUUGGGUUUCAGUGCUAGUGUUAAGCCCUAUAGUAGGAUUGAUGCGAUGGUUCGCGCCGUGCAAUGUGAUAUCCGUACUUAUAUUGAUGAAGUGGAGGAGAGUGGCUAUGCCGAUUGGAGGUUGGGGUUUGUGUUGGAGGAGAGGAGGGGGGAGAUUGAGGGGCUGCUCGGAGAGGAUGGCGCGGUCGCUGAGAUUUACGGCGAGGUUGUGCCGGUUAAGGUUGAUGAAGAGACGUUUUGGUGCAGGUACUUUUAUCGGGUUGAUAGGGUUGUGAGAGCGGAGGAGGCCAGAUUGAGGAUGGUGAAGAGGGCCAUUUCCGGGGAGGAAGAGGAGGAAUUGAGUUGGGAUGUCGAUGACGAUGAUGAUGAUGAGGAUAAUGGUGAAUGUAGGUUUAGAGAUGAGUUGAAGGAGGGUGAGGUGGUGGAGGAGAAGGGAAAAGGGGUGGAAGGGUUGGGGGAUGGAGAUGAAGAAAAGGAAGGAGGAAGGGAUGGCGAGGGUGGUGGUGUGUCGGGUGUAAAGGGUGAAAAUGAGAGUUUGGGGGGGAGAUCAGUGUGCAAUGAGAAGGAGGCUUCAUCGGAUGGGAAGCUAGGGAGUGAUAUCUCGAUCAUCUCAAGCCAACGGUCAUCGCACGCGGAUGAUCUUGGAUGGGACGAGAUUGAAGAUAUUAGGAGUGUUGAUGAGAGCAAUGUUGAUCUUGGGAAGAAGUUGGUUGCUGAGGAGGAAGAUGAUGAAGAGCUCACUUGGGAUAUUGAAGAUGAUGAUGACCACCAUGUUUAA
Salvia splendens (bonfire salvia) is the source of this 1215-nucleotide messenger RNA. Its product is annotated as protein DOS2. Gene Ontology annotation, cellular component: cytoplasm. Bases 1 to 1215 code for a protein of 404 amino acids. The record is from RefSeq and is a predicted model, not a curated record. The transcript has a single exon. NCBI's taxonomy places the organism in Eukaryota, Viridiplantae, Streptophyta, Magnoliopsida, Lamiales, Lamiaceae.